Messenger RNA from Hydatigera taeniaeformis, 450 nucleotides. NCBI's taxonomy places the organism in Eukaryota, Metazoa, Platyhelminthes, Cestoda, Cyclophyllidea, Taeniidae. The record is from the annotation of a GenBank genome assembly.
UUGGACGUCAGCCUCAUUCCAGAGAUUCGGGAACGUGUACGAAUCCAAUGCGCCAAAGUGGGUGCCAUCAAAAAGAUUGCUGUUUAUGAUGUGAGUUGUCUCUUCUUCCUCCUCUUCACCACUCCUGGUUUGCAUGCCUACGGUCUAAGCUGUGUUUGUGUUGGCUUGACCAAUCCUGAAGGUGUGGUCACUGUGACCUUCAAUACGCCAGAGGAGGCAGAUGUAGCAGUUGGCUUUCUGGACAAGGCUCUCUUCACCUACCGAGCACCGGUUAUCGAAGGUGCUGAUGAUGGCGGAGGCCAGCGGACUCGACAGCUGCGCGUUGAGCGAUGGGACGGGCGUGAACGUUUUGAUAAGUGCGGUGAAAGUGCAGAGGCUGAGGCAGAGCGACUGGAGCGGUGGAAUAGAUUCAUAGGUGACGAUCCUGACGUUGACGAUGAAGAAGAAAGC